Molecule: messenger RNA, 462 nt
Organism: Triticum turgidum subsp. durum (durum wheat)
Lineage: Eukaryota; Viridiplantae; Streptophyta; Magnoliopsida; Poales; Poaceae
Source: the annotation of a GenBank genome assembly
AUGAAAAAAAGAGCUUGGCCCAGAAACCCCUGUUGCUCCUUUUGCAACCAAUUGGAAACAACCUCGCACUUGUUGUUCCUGUGUCCGGAGUCUAGAGUAAUCUGGAGAACUGUAGGGGCUCUUCUUGGGACGGAUUGCUGUCCUAAUUCCAUCUGGCAGUAUUACACCUGGAUGUACAGCUUCCUGCCUGGUUUUGAAAAAAUUUAUACUGUGGGCUUGGCAGCGAUAUGCUGGGCCAUAUGGCUAGCCCGGAACAGAGCUACUUUUGAACGCAAAUGGAUUAAUUCUCCUUUUGAGAUCGUGUUCACAGCUUGCGCCUUUCUAAUAUAUUGGGCAGGUCUUCAGAAACCUGGGAUGGAAGAGAUGGUGAAGAAGGGAGCGGAGAUGCUGAAAGCGAAUAGUACUCAGAUGAUGUUGCUGUGUGGACCUCCUCCGGCGCCAAACAUGGACGGGCGCGACUGA